AUGAAGCAUUUCUUGUUUUUGCUACAAUCUGUGUUGGAGUCCGAAUUUAAUGUUUCGAUAACAAGCAAUGUCAGAGAUUUAGUAAGCGAAAUGAACCUGACAAAUAGAAUAAAUGAAGGGAAGACAGAUAAAAAAUCAAAUAAUGUUCAAGGCAAAACGUCACAUGAAAGAAAAUAUUAG
Clunio marinus is the source of this 180-nucleotide messenger RNA. The record is from the annotation of a GenBank genome assembly. NCBI's taxonomy places the organism in Eukaryota, Metazoa, Arthropoda, Insecta, Diptera, Chironomidae.